AUGGCAGGCCUUUCAAAAAUACCUUCGGCAACUUGGACUCGCAUCGCUAGCAGUGUGCGGCUCUAUCGAUCAUCUCAAGCUGUUUCAGUGGUUGGACAGAAGGUGUAUAUCUUUGGUGGCGAACUCGUCCCUCGACAGCCCGUGGACAAUAGCAUCGACGUUGUGAAGCUCGGUGCGCAAUUUGAAUAUGGUGCUCAGACAUUCGCUGCCAAACACGAAGCACCUACACCUCGAGUUGGCAGUCCCAGCACGGUCAUCAACGGUGAUAUCUACCUCUUUUCCGGACGUGGCGGGCUAGAAAUGAAGCCCAUCGAAGAAACCGGUGGCCUCUGGCGCUACGAACCUUCAAAUGCCCAGUGGACACUUGUCCAGCCGUCUGACUCUUCUGCACCAUUCCCGGCCGGGAGGAGCUACCAUUGCAUCACUUCCAACGGUGUCGACAGCGUCUAUGUUCACUCCGGCUGUCCUGAAGAGGGCAGGCUUAGCGACUUGUGGGCGUUUAGCAUUUUCAACAAGACUUGGACAGAGCUAGCCCCAGCUCCAUCGCCGGCCCGGGGCGGCGCUUCGAUUGCAUUUGCCAACGGGAAGAUCUACCGCAUGAAUGGCUUCGAUGGCAAGACGGAACGGGGCGGCUCCCUCGAUGUCUUCGACACUGCAGCUGCUUCUUGGAGCACCAUUGACUACAAACCAGACGGCAUCAGCGGCCCAGAGCCUCGAAGUGUCUCAACGCUGUUGCCCGUCACUAUCCAAGGCAAGUUGUUCUUAAUCACCCUGUUUGGUGAACGACACCCCAGCGCCCUCGGUCACGCUGGCGCGGGAAAGAUGCUCUCCGAUGGAUGGGCUUUCGAUGUUGAUCGGGGACUGUGGCAGAAGAUUAAGACAGGAAAUGAUGUUCCCGCUGCAAGAGGAUGGUUUGAUGCUGAUGUGGCCAAGGAUGAGGCCGGAAAUGAUAUCGUUGUUGUUCACGGUGGCCUUGGUGAGGAUAACCAGAGACUUGGAGAUGUUUGGACACUGGGCUUUUCUGGCUAG
Fusarium falciforme is the source of this 1029-nucleotide messenger RNA. RefSeq lists its product as hypothetical. Lineage: Eukaryota; Fungi; Ascomycota; Sordariomycetes; Hypocreales; Nectriaceae. The record is from RefSeq and is a predicted model, not a curated record. Gene Ontology annotation, molecular function: protein binding. The transcript is spliced from 2 exons. Bases 1 to 1029 code for a protein of 342 amino acids.